Molecule: messenger RNA, 11866 nt
Organism: Paramuricea clavata
Lineage: Eukaryota; Metazoa; Cnidaria; Anthozoa; Malacalcyonacea; Plexauridae
Source: the annotation of a GenBank genome assembly
CGUUUUUCACAAGUUUAAUAUGACAAAUAAAAAUCACAAUAUAGAAAGUUGUUUUUCUAUUUGAAAACUGUGAGACCUAAUAAUGACGUUACAUGACGUAUGGGCCAAUAUACGAGAACAACAAAAAUGUGAUAGAAAAUGUGAGUUCUAUUUUUUUUGUUUUUGGUUUGAAAACCACAACUUAUGCUGAUGCAAACACUCUUAAAACAAUGAAAUAUACUUGAAGAGUCUUGGUUUUUUCUAAAGCUUUCUCUUUGCGGCGUAAGCAGCGGGAAUGAGUGGGGAAAUUGUCCAACUUAAUGUUGGAGGAAGAAGGUUUGUAAAUUUUAAAGUUUUGCUGAGGUUUUCAUUUUUUAUUCUGAAUGUAUUGUGUUAUAUUAAACUACGAUGUUGAGCUGUUAGAUGAGUGAAAUCACUCUAGAUUAAUUUUUGAAUUUAUUAGUAUUGUGUAUAUAAAAUAGAAUAUAUAUUUUCAUGCAGCUGUGAGUGAGUUGUGUUUUAGCAGUAUAAAUCAUGGCUGCUAUCUAUUGAAAAUUUUACUGUUCUCGAGUAAUAAUAGACAAAUGUGGCUACCGUUUGUUUAUACUCAAUUCACAAAUUUAGGUAACUCACAUGCUUAGAAUUUGUUCUAGUUUUUACACAAGCAUAGAAUAGAACAAAGGUGACUAUUAAUAUUUAGAAUUAUAUCCAUGAGUGAGUGACUCGUAUAUACUCUAAUGCUUAGUUGCCUUUGGUAUAAAAUAUUAUAUUGGUGUCCACACUACAACGAAAAUUAUUGUUUGACGAUAAUGAUUUUAAAAUAGCUCACCCGAGGGAUAUUUUUCAGUUGGACGAUAACGAUAAAUUUUUUACCAAACAGCAUGCGUAUAUAGAGGAUAUUACAUGGCGGCGCGAUAUAUGACUUUUAUCUUCGAGUGGUGAAAACAAUAUUUUGCAAACAAGUGCAGCGAGUGAGUAAAAUAUUGUUUUUAACACGAGAAGUGGAUAAAAGUCAUAUCUUCAAACCACUGGGUAAUGUUCUGUUUAUUAUAUUGUCCCAAGCAAAAAAUUGUGAAAUUUCAUGCUCAAAAGCAAAUUGGAAAAAGUCAUGUGAUUGAUAUCUUCACUAGUGAAGAUAUGGAAAAUAUCUCGCUGUGUAUUUUUCAGUAUCUCACUCUCGACUAUAUAAUAAAUACAAGUUAUUGUAUCGUGUAGUGUGACUGGGCCUUUACACUGCAUAACUUUUGCUUACAACUGUUGCAUGCAACCUGCUCACAACAAAUUGAGUUGCACUGUUAAAUGUACUCGUGCAAUACCGCAAAGCUGUAUUCUUAUUAAGUGUGUUGAAUUAUAUUGUGGACCAAAGAUUUUUAAAAGAAAUAUUGUUUUAAUUAAUGUUUAGGUUUUCAACAUCGACUCAGACUUUAAUUUGGGUUCCAGACUCAUUUUUCUCCAGGUUUGAUUUCAGAUGAAAUUUGUUUGAGAAAAUCUAUCAUUAGUUUGGUAAUGUACUGAAGAUACUAUUUCACUUUAUAUUUAGUUUACUUAGUGGAAGAAUUGAGUCAAUUAAAGAUGAAACAGGAGCAGUAAGUAUUUCAAAUUUUUACUGCAAAUUAUUCUCUAAACCAAUGGUAACAGUGUUCUAUGAAUAAUUUUGUUAUUACAAUUAAUCUAUGAAGUACAAUCUGAUGUGAUAAAUAUUUUGUAUUUUUGAAAGAUUUUUAUUGACCGAGAUCCUGAUGCCUUUGUGCCGAUCUUGAAUUUCUUGAGAACCAAAGAAUUAGAUUUAAGGUAAGGCUGGGAUGAUUGACAUUCUCUUCAUCUAGUGCCUGACUGUCUAAAACCAUGCAAUGUCUGUCUAAAACAAUUUUGCUCUCUGAAUAAAUGCCAGACAAGUGUAUUAAUGUGUUAAUGUUCUUCCCAGGGGUUUAGAUUUGAAAGUUGUCAAGCACGAAGCUGAAUUUUAUGGAAUUACUCCACUUGGUAUGGUCUACAUUAUUUCAUAUUUUCUCAAGAAAAUGUUUUUUCCGUCCUUUAUGUUUUUGACAAUGACAUAAUGAGAUUUUUUCAAGUUACUUUUGCAAUGUGUUUUAGUGAAACGUCUAACUCUGUGUGAGGACAUCAGUGGGUCAAAGUGUGGCAAUGUUUAUUUUCAUGGAUACCUUCAUACCGCAGGUAAAUAAAGUUUCAGAAAUAAACAACAAGCUAAAUUAAAUCCUGUAAAUCCUCUGUCUCUCACUCUAAUAAUCCACCUCCAGUAUAUCUCCUCUAAUAUCUUCUAAUUAGCCCACCCCUCUCUAAUUAGACCCUCUCUCUAAUAAGCCUCUCUCUAAUAAAACCUCCUUUCUAAUUAGCCCACCCCUCUCUAAUUAGACCCUCUCUCUAAUAAGCCUCUCUCUAAUAAAACUUCAUUUCUAAUUAGCCCAUCCCUCUCUAAUUAGACCCUCUCUCUAAUAAGCCUCUCUCUAAUAAAACCUCCUUUCUAAUUAGCCCACCCCUCUCUAAUUAGACCCUCUCUCUAAUAAGCCUCUCUCUAAUAAAACUUCAUUUCUAAUUAGCCCAUCCCUCUCUAAUUAGACCCUCUCUCUAAUAAGCCUCUCUCUAAUAAAACCUCCUUUCUAAUUAGCCCACCCCUCUCUAAUUAGACCCUCUCUCUAAUAAGCCUCUCUCUAAUAAAACUUCAUUUCUAAUUAGCCCAUCCCUCUCUAAUUAGACCCUCUCUCUAAUAAGCCUCUCUCUAAUAAAACCUCCUUUCUAAUUAGCCCACCCCUCUCUAAUUAGACCCUCUCUCUAAUAAGCCUCUCUCUAAUAAAACUUCAUUUCUAAUUAGCCCACCCCUCUCUAAUUAAACCCUCUCUCUAAUGAGCCUCUCUCUAAUAAAACCUCCUUUCUAAUUAGCCCACCCCUCUCUAAUUAGACCCCCUCUCUAAUAAGCCUCUCUCUAAUAAAACUUCAUUUCUAAUUAGCCCAUCCCUCUCUAAUUAGAUCCUCUCUCUAAUAAGCCUCUCUCUAAUAAAACUUCCUUUCUAAUUAGCCCACCCCUCUCUAAUUAGAUGCUCUCUCUAAUAAGCCUCUCUCUAAUAAACCCUCCUUUCUAAUUAGCCCAGCCCUCUCUAAUUAGACCCUCUCUCUAAUAAGCCUCUCUCUAAUAAAACUUCAUUUCUAAUUAGCCCAUCCCUCUCUAAUUAGACCCUCUCUCUAAUAAGCCUCUCUCUAAUAAAACCUCCUUUCUAAUUAGCCCACCCCUCUCUAAUUAGACCCUCUCUCUAAUAAGCCUCUCUCUAAUAAAACUUCAUUUCUAAUUAGCCCACCCCUCUCUAAUUAAACCCUCUCUCUAAUGAGCCUCUCUCUAAUAAAACCUCCUUUCUAAUUAGCCCACCCCUCUCUAAUUAGACCCCCUCUCUAAUAAGCCUCUCUCUAAUAAAACUUCAUUUCUAAUUAGCCCAUCCCUCUCUAAUUAGAUCCUCUCUCUAAUAAGCCUCUCUCUAAUAAAACUUCCUUUCUAAUUAGCCCACCCCUCUCUAAUUAGAUGCUCUCUCUAAUAAGCCUCUCUCUAAUAAACCCUCCUUUCUAAUUAGCCCAGCCCUCUCUAAUUAGACCCUCUCUCUAAUAAGCCUCUCUCUAAUAAAACUUCAUUUCUAAUUAGCCCAUCCCUCUCUAAUUAGACCCUCUCUCUAAUAAGCCUCUUCUAAUUAGCCCAUCCCUCUCUAAUUAGACCCCCUCUUUAAUAUGCCCUCCUCUCUAAUAUGACCCUCUCUCUCUAAUUAGACCCCUCUCUAACAGACCCCUCUCUUUCCAAUAAGCCCAUCUUUUUGGAUGGAGAAACUUGCCAAUGCCACCUCUCUAUAAAUCUCCUUGCCCCUUUUAUAAUGAAGAAACACAUUUCUACUGACUAGACUUAUUUUGAUUUAAUUAAGGAGCUCCCUCCUCUCCCAAAAGGUGGAUAAUUUUUAUGAAAUUCUAUUUCAGCUCUGCCAGCCAUUCCCUCCAAGACGUAUUUCAAGCUGAUAGGUCGUAGUGACAUGCUCAGCACGUCGUCGCUCACAUCUGAAGACCAAGAAACAAGUAACACAAGACAUGGCGAGAUAGAGAGAAUUGAAGGUAUUGGAAACAAUGAUCAAAAGUAAAAAGAGUUUGAAAUGAAUUGUAGCAUAUAUAUCCUAAAGCGUGUGUUUACUCAUUUUAAAGACUUGCAUCGUGUUCAAUUGUUGACUGGUCAUCAUAACUGGCUAGCUGUGGCUUACCCCAGAUGCGUGUGUUGUUUUCAGUAAGUGAAAAUAUACCUUGGCUUGCUUUUAAUAGUUACGGAUGUCCUACAUUUAGAAAUUCUUACUUGAAAUCUCGAUACUACUGUUAUACAUAAUAUAUCAGUAAUAUAUACUUACUAUAGUGAUUUGAAUGUUAGCGCUGCAAAUAACGACCGGUCAACGGUCAAUGACCGGCGAAUUUAGGACAUUAAAGGCCGCUUUUUUGUUUUCAUUGAUCAUUUUGAGCGAGUUAAUAUUACUAGAGUGCCAGUGAUGGUUUUUUCCAGUGAGCAUACUGUAUUGAUAUUUAAUGUUAAGAUAUAGAAAUUGAAGUUUAAGAGGGGUAAUCUUAUUUCCUUGCCAGCAAAUAUUGAGAUAUUGUGAUAAACAUGUGCUCGGGAUUUCAUUUUCACAUUAGCAGCAUCACUUGACUAACUUUCAAAAUGUAAAACACUGCGCAAAUUUAUUAAACAAGUGAAAUGGUCAGCCCUAAAAGUAAUUAAAGUGCAUGAAAAGUUUAUUGUUUUUGCUUAUGAACAAUUGUUAUUGUUUGAUCGGGAUGAUUCUGUACCGCGUAAUUUAAUUUCCCUGAUCAUCAUGUCCGUCGACGUUUCUGUAAUUAUUUGCAGCGUUGAAACGCCUCUAAUUUCCUUUGUGUUUUGCUCACUAAUUGUUAAUGAGUCAGAUCGAAAGUGACGUUCACACUAUCUUACACACUGUAUUUCCAGAUUAGCAGAUCACAAAGGUUCAAGAGAACAAGUCUUCACCAGUCCUUUUCUUGAAGACACGGUUGAAUAUCUCGCACUCAAUACGAGAGUGGUUGGACAAUGGGGCGAUAAACUAGUUGCCGCUUCGUCAGGUGAUCAUCUCUUCAUAAAUACAGUAUUGAUCAAAACUAAACCAAAAGCUGGUUUACUCUAUCAAAGUUUCUGUGAUCACAGUAGGAAUUUUGCAUGGGUAAAUUCUAAGUUUUGAAGAAUUUGUAAGAAAUGUUUGAGGAAACUGACUCAGUGUUAAACAGUAACAUUGCUUACAAAUUCUUUAAAAUUUAGAAUUUACGUAUGUAAGAUUCCUGCUGUGAUCACAGCAACUUUGACGAUAGUGUAAACCACUGGUUUACAAAAAAAAAAUCCAGCCUUAACACUGUGUCUGUGCCCUGUUCAUAUUCAAUUACGACGCAAAUACAAUACAAUGGUCUCUUGGAUUACACUCGGCAUAGUAAUGGUGCCAUACAGUUGCGGUCCAAUGAUUCAAAUGUUUUCAUUGUGUUUCCAUUGUCUUUUCAUUGUCUUUUCAUUCUCUUGAAAACCCUACUCCAUCCAGUUACCCGUUGUUCAAGACAGUAUUUUUGUUGUUGAUUUUUACCAGGAAGUAAAUUUCAACUCUGGAACUGCACACAAGGAACAGCUAUAGGUGAGAUUGACAUGAUCCUGAUGGAAAGUUAGAAACUAUACAUCUAUAUAUACUAUACUCUGGUAAAAACACACGAGUUGUUACAUAUCUGUUAUAGACUUGUUACAAGGUUGUUCCAACAAACCAGUAUUAUGUUGCGUUCAAACUGCUUGGUUAAAAUUGGUAGACAAGUCGUGAUAGGCCUACAACACAGACGUGCUGCAAGAUUGACAAUUGUUCUAACAAAUCUGUUAUAGACUUGUUUCAAAAUUGUUCCAUCAAACGAAUAUUAUGUUGCAUACGUUCAAACUGCAAGUUCAAACUUGUCAACAAGUUGUUAUAUAGGCAUACACUACAGACUUGAUCACAAUUGAACAACGAAACAGACUUCUCAAACGUUGUUGAGCGAAUUUAGAUACAAAUUUUCUUUUUCAACUUUUGAUAUUACUUCUGACAACAAGUAACUUCUUUUAAUACAUGAGCUCGUACGGUUUACUGAUCGAAUGCGAAAAAAUAAUGUGGUGUAACAUGUUAUUUCAGGGAAAUUUGAUCUUGGUAUUCAGAUCGAUGCGUUGUUCUUUGUUGGCAGUCAAGUCGUGGCGAUCAGUUACACGGGGAAAGUUGGUAUUUGGAAUUCACGAAUGCCCAGGCAUUGGCAGGUGAUCAUAUUUCAAACAUUUUAAGAGGAGAAUGUUUUGUAUGUUACGUAACACAAAACUAAUGAUUAACAUUUUUGAUAUGUUUCUCAAGGGGGGGGGAGGGGGGCAAAACUUAAAAAGUUUGAUUAGUGCUUUAUCUGUAAAAUUAUGUUAAAAUGAAGAGAUUUUAUAUGGUACGCCAAAGAGAAAAUGAUGUCUGAAGUUCAGCAAGUUUUGCUAAUAUUGCUGUAUAAAUAUGGCGUCAAUUUUACAGCAUCAAUGAUAAUUGUAUUCAAAUUGGCAAAUUUAACAAUUAUUUUGUGUUCCUGAACCGCCAGAUACAUUUAAAAAGGUUGCUAACUGUGUAAACUACAAAAUAAAGUUAAAACAAAGUAAUUUUGAGAGGAACGCCAUAAAGAUUUUAGGUCUUGACUCUUGAACAUUUUUCAUCGCAAAUACUCAUCAACUGGGAAAAUUAAACAAUUCAAAAUGGCCCACUAUCGAAAUUUUCCCGGGCGAUGACUACUAAGACCAGCAUUCCUCGCGGGCAUCGAGCCUUGUGACGUCAUUAUGCGUAAAGUUUAUUGUUAAGUUCAAAAACUUUCAUUUGUGAAGGUACAAGAAGUGAUUCCUAUAUCAAGUUACGACACUGGAGGCACCCUGCUUCUCCUGGGAUGUCACAAUGGCUCCAUUUAUUAUAUUGGUACGUUCACAAUACGAGAUUGAUAUUUAAAGUUUGUGUAAAAAUAUUAUAUUAUAGUUAUAUAGUGUUAUAUUAUAUAUAUAUGGAUUUUGAACAUCCAGACUCGAACCGACUUGACCACGUAGCUCAGUUGGCAGAGCAUUGGACUAGUUUCCCAAAGGUCGUGGGUUCGAUUCCCACCGUGGUCAGGCAAACUUUUCAGCUUGCCCGGUGUGGAUGCACUCAAAGUAACACCACAAACAUCAUAAUUGUGGAGGGGUUUUGAGUGUGAAUAUUUUAUACAUUUAUAAGACCCAACCAUACAACCUGUAGACAACUGGCUUCUGUAGCUCAACUGGUUAGAGCGCUGCACCGGAAUCGCAGGUUCGUUUCGACGGUCUAUAUAAAAGGUCUAAUAAAUAUAUUUCCAUCUAGAAAACCCUUCCACAAUUUGUUGUAUUCUAGAGUAUUAUAUUAUGUAUUAUAAUAUAGCAUUUGUAAAUUCUGAAUGCUGAUUGGCUAAGAGCCGUGUUGAUAUAACUCAAUGUCAACACGGAAACGUUGGAAAAUUUCUUUCUUUAUAUUUCUUUGUGCUAUAUUACAAAACAAAUAUAAACAUUUUUUCCGUAUUGACAUAUAGUUAUAUCAACAUGCACUCGUGGUAAUAAUUUGGGAAAACUCGAAAUUGUGUGAAAACACUCCGCCCUACGGGCGUCAUGUUUCCACACAAUUUCUCGUUUUCCUAAUUUCCACUCGUGUUGAUAUAACUGCAUAUCAACACGGAAAAUGUUUUAUAUUUGUUAAGUGUUAUAUUAUAUUAUAUUAUAUUAUAUAGUGUUAUAUUUGUUUUCGUAGAUAUGGAGAAAUUUCCGCUGAGAAUGAAAGACAAUGACUUGCUGGUGACGGAACUGUACAGAGAUCCCGCUGGAGACAAAGUGACUGCACUCAGUGUCUAUCUUACUCCAAAAUCAUGUACGUCACUGAGGGUUUCUUCUAGAGGGUUUCCCAAAUACAAAACUCGAUUAUUCAACGAUGAACAGACAAGAAGAAGUUCAACGUUUCGGGCGAAGGCCCUUCGGCUGUAAAGCCUGUUUUCCUCUUCAACCGUAUCGUAACGUACCGUAGCAUUUUCUUUUGUGUCGAAGUCAUUAGUUCCACACUAUCGCUCAGGAAACAGAGAAAUACGCUACGCUUCGGUACGGUUGAAGUGGAAAACUGGCUUUAGUAGUCGCUAAUAACUUCACGACGAAGUGCCUUCGCUCGAAACGUCGAAGUUCUCCUUGUCUUUUUCUGGUAGUUGUAUCCCUAUCAAUCUGAACCUUUCUUAUUAUUGCCACUGCAUACACUGGUACAGAUCUUUCAGGAUGAAAAUAUAUUGUUGUUAUUUUACUGACUAUAUAUAGGUAUCAGUGGAGGUAACUGGAUUGAGAUCGCGUAUGGUACAGAAUCAGGUGUCGUACGCGUCAUAGUUCAACAUCCAGAGACUGUGUAUGCCGCUGGCCAUGGUCCGCAGUUGUUUCAAACAUUCACUGUUCAUCGUUCUCCUGUCAUUAAAGUGAUGUUGAGUGAAAAGCAUCUCAUAUCAGGUAAGCAUUUCAGUCUCACUUCACCUCACAUGUGAGAAGACUGCUUUCACUUUUGACUCUACCAAAUAUCACAGCUUUUCUCCGCUUUCUGAAGUCGUCAGAGAAAACUCCUUUCACUCUCGUGUCGUAACACUUCAUCCAGGGAUGGAUCCUGCAUGCUCUGGUAGGGAGCUGCGGCGGGGGUGCUCUGCCAGCUCUGGUGCCGAGUUGUGUCGGUCAUGUGUGCCGCCCGCCCAUCGACUUGCUUCACUACUGCAAAGUCUUGCUUGACUACUGUAUUUGAAUUGUAAUUGUUGUUCACAGUUCGCUUAACAUCAUGUUAUUACUCAAAUUACUGUAUCUCAUUUUAAUCAUGAAAAAUAUCACUCCCCCCCCCCCCCUGCACCCCCCAGUAAAUCCAUCCCUGACUGCAUCUAUGAAGGACCACACUCACUGGAGCUCUAGGGAGUUUAGUUUAGUUUGGUAUGGUAAUAAUGCUGUGUUUAUUUCAGUUUGUUCAGACUACAAUCAUGUUCGUACGUGGAACGUGACGAGAUUUCGUGGAAUGUUAUCAACACAACCUGGUUCAACCCCUCUCGCGUCCUUCAAAGUUGUUUCUUUAGAACGUUCUGAACCACAUCCAAGUUCUGCCUCUGGGAAUAUGUUAGGUAAGUAGGAAUUAUUGUUUGUGGAAACACCAUGUAAAUUUGUUAUUGCAACUAAUUGUGCAGUAUUAAAUUUACAUGAUGUUUCCACAAACAUAAGUAUUAUAUGUUUUAUCACCAUGCAAUCCUGUUUGGUUGCUGUAAAUAGAGGAAGGAAACCUUUGCCAUGGUAGACUGUGCAUUUACUUUUGACAGAUCAUUUAGUAGAGAACAUUUUCUCCAAUCCCUUUUGACCCAAAUGGUGCUUAUCAAAUCUCGCUUAAGAAAUCCUGCUUGAAAUCUUCCCUUCGUGAUUCUGUGAGGACAGUUUUGUACACACGUAAAAAUCUCACAUCUUGUAGCAAGUCUGCCAACAAGCAAUCAACAAGUUGUGUUCGCAUUGCUUGUCCCAAGUUGUCAACAAGUUUGGAACAAGCUGUUAACAACUUGUAACAACCUUGUUGAUAAUAUCAGACUUGUUGCAAGGUUGUUCCAACAAGUCCGCUACAUAUAACGAUAUCGUUACAACCUUGUGUCAUCAACCCUGUAAAAUUCUUGUUAUAUCAUGGCUGUAUCAGACUUGUUAGAACAGUCUUGUAACAAGUCUGAUAAUGCCAUCAAACUUGUUACAAGUUGUUACCAGCUUGUUCCAAACUUGUUACAACAAUUGGGAACAAGCAGUGCGAACACAACUUGUCGACAGCUUGUGAACAGAUUUGUAACAACUUGUUUGCAGACCUGACGCAAUAUGACGUUUUUUUCUUUGUAGGUCCAUUUGGUGAACGCGACGACCAACAAAUAUUUGUUCAAAAAGUUGUUCCAGAUUCGGAUCAUUUAUUCAUCAGACUCGUAUCGACUGGAAAACGCAUCUGUACAAUCCGUUCAGUGGAUGGUAGUAUGAUCAUAUCUUAUUGUGUUAAUGAAUGUGAUGGCUCAAGUGGUAUGGGCUCCAGACCACGCAGAUAUCUUUUCACUGGACAUUCGAAUGGUUGUGUCCAGGUUAGUUCACAGAGGAAGUAUAUCUUUACUCUUUGCUAUUGUCGCAGAGGAAGUAUAUCUUUACUCUUUGCUAUUGUCGCAGAGGAAGUAUAUCUUUACUCUUUGCUAUUGUCGCAGAGGAAGUAUAUCUUUACUCUUUGCUAUUGUCGCAGAGGAAGUAUAUCUUUACUCUUUGCUAUUGUCGCAGAGGAAGUAUAUCUUUACUCUUUGCUAUUGUCGCAGAGGAAGUAUAUCUUUACUCUUUGCUAUUGUCGCAGAUGAAGUAUAUCUUUACUCUUUGCUAUUGUCGCAGAGGAAGUAUAUCUUUACUCUUUGCUAUUGUCGCAGAGGAAGUAUAUCUUUACUCUUUGCUAUUGUCGCAGAGGAAGUAUAUCUUUACUCUUUGCUAUUGUCAGUCAUAUUUCACGUCCUCAGCACAAAUGAUCAUUUAUGGUGUGCUCAAGUCAAGUCAAAACAUCUGGUGAAAAAAAACAUUGACCACAAAUUAAAGAUCUUGUAAAAUUCUUUCUUUGUUUAGAUGUGGGACUUAUCUUCCGCGUUGCAACAAGCCAACAAACAGACAGGUAACUACUUUACUACUUCUCAGAAUUAAGCCUGGUUUACAUUGUCAAAGUUUCUGUGAUCACAGUAGGAAUUUUGCAAAGGUAAAUUCUAAGUUUUGAAGGAUUUGUAAGAAAUGUUUGAGGGAACUUACUCAGUGUGAAACAUUAAGUCAGUUUCCUCAAACAUUUCUUACAAAUUCUUCAAAACUUAGAAUUUACCCAUGCAAAAUUCCUACUGUGAUGACAGAAACAACAGCUGGUAAACCAGGCCAAGUGUGAUAUUUCUGAUCGCCAUUCUGUUGCCCUGCCUUACUGAAAUCUACCAAUAAACGUCUUAUCACUUUUCAGACAACAUGGCCGGGCCAACUCAAGACGAGUUACUUCAAGUAUUAGAUAAUUGUGAUCUCAGUAACUCCCGCUGUACAACACCAAGUGUAUCGCCGGCGGCAUCGCUGUACAAUACCGCUGGCAGCAGCCGGGUGCGUUGUGCAGGCGCGGCGCUCUAUGACAGUCAUCUUGCGAGCAGCAUAGAAGAACAACAUGAGUUAGAUGUAGUCAAUGAGAUACACGAUGAUGGCGAGAAUGCAGACAUGCCUGUCAACAGACCUACAUAUUUCGUAUCACAAUGCUAGAGCAACAUAGGGACGUCUAACAUUAACAUUCUCAUGGAAUGCAUGGUAGGACGCGAAAUCGAGGGUCAACUCGUGCCCUACCAUGCCAAUAACGUUCUUUGGGGGGGGGGGGCCUGACAUUUUGACCAAGUUUUGGCGAACCUUUUGAUCAACUUUUCGAAGGUCAUCAAAUUCGUGAUAGUAAACUUGAAUACUUGUGAGGUGGGUUUUUUUAAAGGUGAAAAGUUCGCGCAAGUCAACUAAUAUUUCUUUUUCUUUGCGCUUUCGGUACCACAAUAGUUAGUUGACAAUUUAAACGAAUUUGAAAAACCAACAAGUGACCAACUAUUUUGACCAAGUAUUUUCUAUUUUGACCAACCUUUUGAACUUAAUAUAUACCUCACUGGAAUAAAACCCUCUUAAUUAAAUCGAUAUAAGCAAUAAAAACACCAGGAGGCAUUGAGAAUUUUUGGCAAUAAAAAAUGUUCUUCUUUGCGGGGGCCUUUAAGGUUUUAGUUUAUUACGUAUUUUAAUUUUACAAGCUUUGUCACAACAAGAAUACAUGAG